AUGGUUCUAUUGUCAAGAAAAGCUACAUGCAACAGCCACGGCCAAGACUCUUCGUAUUUCCUUGGUUGGGAAGAGUACGAGAAGAAUCCUUACGACGUUAUCAAGAACCCUCAAGGCAUUAUCCAGAUGGGUCUUGCUGAAAAUCAGUUAUGCUUUGAUCUACUAGAGUCAUGGCUUGAACAGAACCAAGACGCAGCCUGUUUCAAGCAAGAUGGCCAGUCUAUUUUCCGGGAACUCGCUCUCUUUCAAGACUACCAUGGCCUCUCUUCCUUCAAAAAUGCCUUGGCUGACUUCAUGUCAGAAAAUAGAGGAAACCGAGUCUCUUUCGAUUCAAACAACCUUGUCCUCACUGCUGGAGCCACUUCCGCAAACGAAACUCUAAUGUUUUGUCUAGCAGAUCCCGGUGACGCUUUCUUGAUUCCCACGCCAUAUUAUCCAGGGUUUGAUAGGGAUCUAAAAUGGCGAACCGGGGUUGAGAUUGUACCAAUCCAAUGCUCAAGUACUAACGGGUUUCAAAUAACGAAACUUGCACUGGAAGAAGCCUACGAGCAAGCCAAGAAGCUUGACCUAAACGUCAAAGGAAUACUCAUCACCAACCCAUCUAACCCUUUAGGCACGACAACAACCCGAACCGAACUCAACAUUCUAUUUGAUUUCAUCUCCAAGCAUAAGAAUAUACAUUUAGUUAGCGACGAGAUAUAUUCAGGCACAGUAUUCAACUCUUCAGAAUUCGUCAGCGUCAUGGAGAUUUUAAAAAACAAUAAACUCGAAAACACUGAUGUUUUUAACCGUGUCCACAUUGUUUAUAGUUUAUCUAAAGAUCUAGGCCUCCCUGGUUUUAGAGUUGGAGCCAUUUACUCCAACGACAAAGAUGUCAUCUCUGCCGCUACAAAAAUGUCUAGUUUCGGUCUUGUCUCCUCUCAAACACAAUACCUACUAUCCUCAUUACUAUCCGACAAGAAGUUUACCAAGAACUACCUUAGAGAGAACCAAAACAGGCUCAAGAAUAGACAAAGAAAGCUCGUGUCUGGUCUAGAGGCCAUAGGGAUCAAAUGUCUUGAUGAAAGUAACGCGGGACUCUUUUGUUGGGUCGACAUGAGACAUCUACUUGGCUCUAAAACGUUUGACGCAGAGAUGGAUCUUUGGAAGAAGAUUGUUUACCAAGUGAAGCUCAACAUCUCUCCUGGUUCGUCGUGCCAUUGUGUAGAACCUGGUUGGUUUAGGGUUUGUUUCGCGAACAUGAGUGAGGAGACAUUAAAGCUUGCUUUGAAGAGAUUGAAGAAGUUUGUUGACGAUGAAACUUCAAAGAGGAGCUGCCAAAAGAGUGAAAGCCAAAGACUAAAGGGUUCGAGGAAGAAAAAGAUAACAAAUAUCUCUAACUGGGUUUUCCGACUGUCGUUUCAAGACCGUGAAGCUGAUGAACGAUAG
Molecule: messenger RNA, 1428 nt
Organism: Capsella rubella
Lineage: Eukaryota; Viridiplantae; Streptophyta; Magnoliopsida; Brassicales; Brassicaceae
Product: 1-aminocyclopropane-1-carboxylate synthase 4
Exons: 4
Coding region: 1-1428 (475 amino acids)
Biological process (GO): biosynthetic process; amino acid metabolic process
Molecular function (GO): transaminase activity; pyridoxal phosphate binding
Source: RefSeq, a predicted model, not a curated record